Molecule: messenger RNA, 174 nt
Organism: Peronospora matthiolae
Lineage: Eukaryota; Oomycota; Peronosporomycetes; Peronosporales; Peronosporaceae
Source: the annotation of a GenBank genome assembly
AUGGUGUGUUGGGGAGAGGACAGGUUUACACUACUUGCAACACUGGUUUUGUCAAGGCCCCGCAUUGGCGUCCAACCGUACGUGGAACAUGUCGCAAUUGUGGGGCACGACGACGACCUGGCAGUGGAGCGCUACAUGGCCGAGCGACGGGUGGAGCAGUUUCGGCCUGUAUAG